AUGGCGCCACCCGACGCUGACAUCUACCCGGAGGCCACUGGCCAGGCCAUCGACACCGUGAAAGCCCACCAAUCCCCCGCUCCGCUCACGCUCUACGCGGGCUGGUUCUGCCCCUUCGUGCAGCGUGUCUGGCUCGUGCUCGAAGAGAAGCGCAUCCCGUACCAGUACAUCGAGGUGAACCCGUACCACAAGCCGGACUCGCUGCUCAAGCUCAACCCGCGCGGCCUGGUGCCGACGCUCGAGUACGACGGCAAGCCGCUCUACGAGUCGACCGUCGUCGUCGACUUCCUCGAAGAGGCCUACCCGGACCACGGAUCCGUGCCGCUGUACCCCAAGGAUCCCUACGAGAAGGCUCGCCAGCGCAUCUGGAUCGAUUACGUGACCAGCCGCAUCAUCCCGGCUUACCAUCGCUUCUUGCAGUUUCAGAUUGAGGAGGGCGGCAGGGAGGGGUUCGAGAAGGUGAAGAGCGAGUUCUUGGGUCACUUGAGGGAGUGGAUCAAGGAGGCUGAUCCGGAGGGCCCGUUCUUUGCGGGGAAGGAGCCUGGUGCGAUUGACUUCAGCUUCGCGCCGUGGGUGAUCCGUACAUGGGUCUUUGAUGAGUUCAAGGGUGGCUCUGGUAUCCCGAAGGAAGGGGAGAAGGGGGACGAUGAGGUUUGGAAGAGGUGGCGCAAGUUUGCGGAGGCUAUCGAGAAUAGGAAGAGCAUCAAGGAGACUACGAGCGAGCCUGAAUACUACAAGCCACUCUAUAAGCGCUAUGCGGACAAUAUCGCGCAAUCAGAGUUGGCUAAGAGUAUUCGUGCUGGUCGGGGUGUGGUAUAA
Molecule: messenger RNA, 819 nt
Organism: Lasiodiplodia theobromae
Lineage: Eukaryota; Fungi; Ascomycota; Dothideomycetes; Botryosphaeriales; Botryosphaeriaceae
Product: Glutathione s-transferase
Exons: 3
Coding region: 1-819 (272 amino acids)
Cellular component (GO): cytoplasm
Molecular function (GO): glutathione transferase activity
Source: RefSeq, a predicted model, not a curated record